This is a messenger RNA of Trematosphaeria pertusa, 2137 nucleotides long. Its product is annotated as HET-domain-containing protein. The coding region runs from base 16 to 1851 and encodes 611 amino acids. Lineage: Eukaryota; Fungi; Ascomycota; Dothideomycetes; Pleosporales; Trematosphaeriaceae. The record is from RefSeq and is a predicted model, not a curated record. The transcript is spliced from 2 exons.
CACGCCGAUACGCAAAUGUCGAACCCAAUUUAUCCCAAUCGACUCACCGACCAGAACAUCCGACUUCUUGAGCUAUUGCCUGGAGAUCCAUCACAUAUCCUGGUUGGCCGACUCUUUGAUGCCAAGCUUGACGAUGACCUCGAUUUCGAAGCCUUGUCUUACGUCUGGGGCGACCCUAGGUCAAGGACGGACAUCAAGCUCGCGUAUAUGCCGACAGAGCCAAAUGCCGACAUAGCAGUGCAUCGCAGGAGAGAGGAGAGUUUCAGCGUCACGACCAAUCUUGCCCAUGCCUUGACACGGCUUCGACGACCGGAUAGAUCCCGCAUUGUGUGGGCGGACGCUGUUUGCAUCAAUCAAGAGGACGUCAAAGAGAGGAAUCAUCAAGUACAGCUUAUGAGGGACGUCUACACUCGCGCCACGGGGGUGUUGGUCUUCUUUUCCCCCAGAGCGAUGAAAGAACAGUUUGCAAGCCGAUCAGCGUCGUUGAUGAUGCAAAUCUACAAUUCCUGCCUGCGUUUGCGCCCCGAGAUGACCCUUACUUGGAGUAGUGACCUGGAGUCAGCUGUCGCUAUGCUUCCUCUGGAUGUAAUUGACCUAUCGGACACCCAAAACACCCGUGCGCUUCAACAAUUCUUCUACUGUCCCUGGUUCACGAGAAUUUGGUGCGUCCAGGAAAUCAUCCUCGCCAGGAAAGCGACCGUACUGUUUGGAGCGCACGAAGAGCUCCCCUGGGGGGUGGUUGGCAUCACUGCUUCUUGGCUCCACAGUGCUCACGUUUCGAGAGCUCUACCGAAGCAUAAACUGUUACGAAUCCCGGCGGAGCGCUGUUGGAACAUGUUUAAGGCGGCCCUGUACCUCCCGACUGAGUUCGGUCUCGCGCUGUCCGAUUUUCGACAUUGCAACUCGAGCGACCCCAGAGACAAGGUUUACGCUUUGCUGGGUAUCAUACAAUGGGAAAAAGGGGAUAUCGCACCACCUGUGGUCGACUACGGUAGGGGCUAUUUGUCCAUAUACCUCGAUACUGCUCGGACCAUCUUGCGGACAACUGGCGACCUGUCAAUAUUGUCCCUUGUCGGCGACGAGCCACACACCCUAUGGUAUCCGAAUUGGUGGUACGAUCCAGCACCCCAUAUAAGCGUACAUGAGCUUAGCCGUUGGAGCGCUUGCGGUGAAAAUCGGUUACAGAAGUGGGAUGUAAGUGGCAAGCCCCCCAACCGCUGCCUUAGGCUUCGAGGCUUCCGAUUCGACCGCAUUACAUACGCGAGCGGCGCCAUGAAAUGCGAAGAUGAAGACAUUCAUAUGAACCCCCGCCAUCAAACCUACUACCCAAUCGUUGAGCUGUGGUGGCACCUUCUCCAGCAGCCCACCUCAGACCACGAUCAUGAAAAGUUAUUGAGAAGGAUGGCCCACACUCUGACAUUUGGCGGUACGAGAAACUCAUGCCUUCCCGAUGCGGACCGCGAGCGGGAACUUUUGGCCGAUUUCGCUAAUUUCAUCACACUCCUUCUCGGGGACACCCCCGAGUUCCUAAAUGAUCUGGAAAUCGGAACUGCGGAAGGGGAUGGUCGUAAGUUCCUCGCACUUGCCCGCUCGGCCCUUCAUGGAUGCCAAGUAUUUCGUACAGAGAAAGGGUUUUAUGGUAUCUCGUCAGGCUCAAUAAGAAAAGCCGAGUAUGGUGGCAUCAUCGUAGCUGUUUUAUAUGGAGGAAAGGUUCCGUAUCUCCUGCAGCGCGUAGAGGAAGAUAAUUAUAUGUUUCGCGGAACAUGCUAUAUCCAUGAUAUUAUGCAGGGGCAGUUAUUUGGCGAGCUCUGGAGUGAUGACCUAGAAGAGCAAACGUUCGUUCUAAAGUAGCCCCGGGAAAUGGAAGUCGAAAACAAUAUGUAACCAUGGCGGAAUGAAGAGGCCCGGUGGACUUCACGCGCCUUACCAUAUUGGGCAUCGUGAUCCUUAGUCAAGACGAUAGGGAUUUGGAGGAUGUGAGGGAGAGUUUACGGGCGCUUGAGGGGAGGUUGAGUAGAGUUGUGGGGGUGAGGAGGGUGGAUUAGGGGCGUUGGAUGGCGGAUUGAGCGGUUAGAGACAGGUUCUGAGUUGGCGUUGAAGCUGACCGAGUAGUACCGUAAGUUCCAAGUCAGUAAUC